Messenger RNA from Syzygium oleosum, 930 nucleotides. RefSeq names its product MFP1 attachment factor 1-like. The record is from RefSeq and is a predicted model, not a curated record. Gene Ontology annotation, biological process: mitotic cell cycle; lateral root development. NCBI's taxonomy places the organism in Eukaryota, Viridiplantae, Streptophyta, Magnoliopsida, Myrtales, Myrtaceae. The coding region runs from base 39 to 527 and encodes 162 amino acids. The transcript has 2 exons.
CUCGUUUCGCGUACUCGUCCUUUCCCUGCUCUUCUCCCAUGUCUGAAUCGGAAGAAGUUGUGGCUCCGCCGGCGCCGCCGCCGCCGCCGCCUCCUCCACCAGAACAGGAUUCGCCGCCGCCUCUACAAAUAGAAGCGCCUCCCGAAGAGCCCGACCCCGACACCGCGUUUCGCCUCUGGCCCCCGACCCGGACCACGCGCGACGCGAUCGUCUCGCGCCUCGUGGAGACGCUGUCCGCUCCGUCGGCGCUCUCCGCUCGCUACGGCACCCUGCCCCGGGACGAGGCGGCGCCCGUCGCCCGCGCCAUCGAGCAGGAGGAGUACGCCGCCGCCGCCGCCGCCGCCUCCGCCGACGACGACGGUGCGGACGUCCUCCAGGCGUACGCCAGGGCUAUCGCCCGGCGCAUGCUGGAUUCCCUCCAGCCGCGCACCGCCCGCGACCGCGGCUCCUUCCCGCCGAAGACCCCCGAGGUGCUGGACGUCUCCCCUUCUUUCGAUUCCGGGGUCGAAAGGUCGUCGUCGUUUUGAGGAACUUUGCAGCAUGAUGGAUGGGCAAAGGAUUUUUAGGAUCUGCAACAUGUGUCGGGGUUGAGACUCGGAGCAUAGUUGAACAGAAGUAAACUACCCGGCCUACUAGACGCCAGACACCACCAUUUCAGUGUACCUUCUGCUUUAAAUCGAUAAGCUAUUGGCAGCUUUCUUAGCUAAGCGGACAGCCUAUUGUCGAGCCGCCAGUCAUCUUUCAUUCCCCUUCUGUGUUUUUUUUUGGUUGAAUCCACUUCUGUGUUGCUUUUUCUAGUUUCUACCAGAUAAUGUCUAGGCAUCAGAUGGUGAUAUCUUUUGGUUCUACAUCUAGUUACAAGAACUUGUUCGAUGUGAAUAGGCUCUGUUCAGUGUUCAAUGUUCAAUGAUUCAAACCCUUUUGCGUCCA